Messenger RNA from Tarenaya hassleriana, 2357 nucleotides. RefSeq names its product cysteine--tRNA ligase 2, cytoplasmic-like. Gene Ontology annotation, molecular function: ATP binding; cysteine-tRNA ligase activity. Gene Ontology annotation, biological process: cysteinyl-tRNA aminoacylation. NCBI's taxonomy places the organism in Eukaryota, Viridiplantae, Streptophyta, Magnoliopsida, Brassicales, Cleomaceae. Gene Ontology annotation, cellular component: cytoplasm. The record is from RefSeq and is a predicted model, not a curated record. The transcript is spliced from 10 exons. The coding region runs from base 573 to 2168 and encodes 531 amino acids.
ACUCUCGUUCUGUGGGUGUGUUGUUGCUCGUUUAUUCGACGGAUUCGUUCUCCCUUUUCUCAGAUUCAAUGGUUGCUCGUUUCUUCGAUUGUUCUCUUGCAAACACGACUCCGUUCUUCGACUAUUGUUUGCUCGUCGUCUUCUGAUUCUAUGGUUUCGAUUUUGUAGUUAACGGCGGUGUGCUCGGUUUUUUUCCAUGUGAUGUAAUUUAAGCUCUUAAUUCAUUUGUAUAAGUGAUUUUUGUAUAAGCCCGUGUGUGUAUGUAUAUACCAAUAAUGGUAUAACAGUAAAAGAUGUAAAGGAUGUUCCAUAUGUAACGAUCUCCUUUCCCCUUUCUCUGAUCUCUCGCCUGCGUCUCCCUUCUUUGUUUUCUGGGUUACAGUCACGCGGCCUCCAAGCAAACCCACUUGCUCCUCCUUUUUGCUUAGAUUCUCGAGUAUAUAAGUAUCUCUUGAUUCUCUCUCUUCUGGUUCUGGUGUUGCUUAUCACAGAAAGAUGGAGUUUUGUCAGCUGAGUGUAUUUGGACGAAGCGGAUCUCGAGCGGUCGAGCUGUUGUGUCGUCGUCGGCGGAGAUGGAGGCAAACAAGGUGGAGUUGAAGGUGUACAAUUCGAUGACGCAGCAGAAGGAGGUUUUCAAGCCGAUCGAGCCCGGUAAAGUCGCCAUGUAUGUCUGUGGUAUUACCGCCUACGAUUUCAGCCAUCUCGGCCACGCUCGUGCCGCUGUUUCCUUCGACAUCCUUUACAGAUACUUACUGCAUUUGGGCUAUGAAGUUACAUAUGUCCGGAAUUUUACAGAUGUUGAUGACAAGAUAAUCAAACGUGCUAAUGAGCAUGGGGAAAACCCAUUAGAUUUGAGCAAUAGAUAUUGUGAAGAAUAUCUUAUUGAUAUGGGUGCGCUUCAAUGCCUUGUUCCCACCCACCAGCCUUGUGUCAGCAGCCAUAUGGAACAGAUCAUAGAGAUGAUAGAAAAGAUCAUAGAGAAAGACUGUGGGUAUGUAGUGGACGGCGAUGUGUUUUUCUCUGUUGAUAAGUCACCAAAUUAUGGCCAAUUAUCUGGGCAAAAGCUGGAGCAUACCAGAGCUGGUGAGCGUGUUGCUGUUGACUCAAGGAAGCGCAAUCCAGCUGACUUUGCCCUAUGGAAGGCUGCAAAACCUGGUGAGCCACACUGGGAGAGUCCUUGGGGUCUGGGAAGGCCUGGGUGGCACAUAGAAUGUAGUGCAAUGAGUGCCCAUUAUCUGUCUCCAAGAUUUGACAUUCAUGGUGGUGGCAUAGAUCUGAUCUUUCCUCAUCAUGAGAAUGAGAUUGCACAAUCUUGUGCCGCUUGUGAGAACAGUGGUGUGGCUUACUGGUUGCAUAACGGGCAUGUCACUAACAAUAACGAGAAGAUGUCAAAAUCAUUGGGCAAUUUUUUCACAAUUCGAGAUAUCACUGCUAGAUACCAUCCGCUGGCGCUGAGACACUUCUUGAUUAGUGUACAAUAUCGGUCUCCUCUAAAUUAUUCUCUCUGGCAGCUGGAGAGUUCAUCGGAUGCGUUGUAUUAUAUUUAUCAGACUUUACAAGAUCUAGUGGAUGCUCUGUUGCCAUAUCGAGAAGCAAUGUCUAAAGAUGGGGGAAAGGCUCAACUAACUUCAGAAGCAAAAGACAUCAUGGACAAGCUAAAGACCGAGUUUGAAGGUAAAAUGUCAGAUGACUUGAACACGGCCCAUAUACUUACGGGUGCUUUCCAGGAUGUAUUGAAAUUCAUCAACAGUUCACUGGGCAAGCUCAAGAAAAUGCAACAGAAGCAGCGCAUGUCACUGACUCUGUCCCUCACCGAGGUUGAAAAAGCAGCGAGGGAGAUCCUGGACGUACUCGGCCUGCUGUCUAACCUCAGCUACGGAGAGUUUCUGAAGGAAUUGAGGCAAAAGGCACUGGUAAGGGCGGGGGUGGAGGAAGAAGACAUAUCACGGAUGAUCGAGGAGAGGACAAGAGCCCGGAAGAACAAGGAGUUUGAGAGAAGCGAUCAGAUUAGAGCGGAGUUAACGGUCAAGGGAAUAGCACUCAUGGAUGUAGGGAGGGAAACCGUAUGGAGACCGUGUGUCCCGACUAAACAAGAAGACGAGAAACCGGAAAUAAAAGAGCAGCCUCCUGCCGAACAAGAGAAGAAAUCGCAGCCCGAGUCAAGUUAAACCCUCAGGAUGCGGUGGUAUUGUAUGUUGUUACUCUUCUAACCCUAAGAAUUUUGUUAUGCAAUACCUCAGAAGGGCUUUUCCUUGAACGCACAGCCAUUUCACUGUCUCUGGUAAGAAUAUAACUAUCCCGUCACAUGUUCAGGUUACAUUUUACGUUUUACAUCAAUUGGAAGAUAGUGGUGUUGA